Sphaerodactylus townsendi is the source of this 3919-nucleotide messenger RNA. It is a transcript of the gene COL10A1, whose product is annotated as collagen type X alpha 1 chain. NCBI's taxonomy places the organism in Eukaryota, Metazoa, Chordata, Lepidosauria, Squamata, Sphaerodactylidae. Gene Ontology annotation, molecular function: protein binding. Bases 87 to 2093 code for a protein of 668 amino acids. The transcript is spliced from 3 exons. The record is from RefSeq and is a predicted model, not a curated record.
AGGACUUGAGAUCUUCUUUUGGAAAAUUUAAAGAGUUGCUGGGAACAUAACAGUUCAGCACCCAGGAAUUAAGUGGACUUAGGAACAUGAAGUUACAAAUAUCCAUUCUUCUGAUGCUGCUUUCCAUGAACACUGCCUUUGGGGGCGAGGGCUAUUAUCCUGAACGAUACCAAAAACAAUCCAGUGUGAAGGGACCGCCUUUCUUACCUUACAUUACAAAAAGCCAUGUUUUACAGGCUAGAGGAGAGCAAGGCCCACCUGGUCCACCAGGCUCUCCUGGUCCAAGAGGGCAACCAGGCCCUGCAGGGAGUCCAGGGAAACCAGGUUAUGGCAGCCAAGGACAACCAGGACCAGAAGGGCCACCAGGGCCACCAGGACAUUCGGCUGUUGGAAAGCCAGGCCUGCCAGGUUUGCCAGGAAAACCAGGUGACAGAGGAUUUCCAGGGGAAAAAGGAGAUAUGGGACCUGCUGGUCUCCCAGGGCCAAGAGGGUUACCAGGAGCCAAUGGAAUCCCUGGUCCAGCAGGAAUUUCUGUUGCUGGCAAACAAGGACAACCAGGGCCACAAGGGCAAAGAGGUAUUCCUGGAGAAAAAGGUGAACCUGGCAUUCCUGGAAUAAAUGGACAGAAGGGAGAAAAUGGAUAUGGAAUUCCUGGUCGCCCAGGAGGAAGAGGACAGCCAGGAGCACAGGGGCCUCCAGGACCACCUGGACCUGCAGGGGUAGGGAGGCCAGGAGACAGGGGAUAUUCAGGGCAUCCAGGUAUUAAAGGUGAACGGGGUUUACCAGGCACACCAGGACCAGUUGGUAACCCAGGACCCCAAGGGAUUUCUGGGCCUCCUGGAGAGCCAGGAAUAGGAAAACCUGGUCCAGCUGGACCACCAGGAUUGCCAGGAAUUGCAGGAGCAAAAGGACUUCCAGGCCCUUCAGGCUUUACUGGACCUCCUGGUCUUCCAGGAUUUGGAAAACCUGGGCUACCAGGGAUGAAGGGACAAAGAGGUCCUGAAGGCCUAAAUGGCAUUCCAGGAAUAAAAGGAGAACACGGUCCAGCUGGUGCUCCAGGGGAACCAGGGCCAGUUGGACCACCUGGGCCAAUGGGCCCUCAAGGGCUGAGAGGUGCAUCUGGUGCAAAUGGUUUUCCUGGGGCUAAAGGUGAAAGAGGUCCUGUAGGACCAGCAGGUUUCCCAGGAAUUAAAGGGGAGAGAGGUUUUCCAGGACUAGAGGGAAAAUCAGGAGAGCCAGGAGAGCCAGGACUUCCUGGGCCAAAAGGACACCCAGGUUUGCCAGGUUCUAAAGGGGAUGCUGGCCAUGUUGGGUCUCCUGGCCUACCAGGCUCAAUGGGUUCACCAGGUCCUAAGGGAACAGCAGGAUAUAAUGGAGCACCAGGUCCAAGAGGCCCACCUGGAAUACCUGGUACAAGAGGUCCUGUUGGCCCACCAGGUAUCCCAGGAUUCCCUGGCAGUAAAGGAGAACAUGGGACACCAGGAUUACCUGGUCCAGCUGGUAUCGCAUCAAGGGGCUUAGAUGGACCUACUGGGCCUCCUGGUCGGCAAGGUCCAAAAGGCAACCAUGGAGAACCUGGAUUGCCAGGUCCUCCAGGUCCUCCAGGCCCUCCAGGACCAGCAAUAUACCCAGAAGGACAGGCACUAGCAGGCGUGCCUGUUAUCAAAGCUGGUGCAAGCCAAGGCAUAAUUGGAAUGCCAGUUUCAGCUUUCACUGCCAUGCUUUCAAAAGCGUUUCCUACAUCAGCAAUCCCUAUUAGAUUCGAUCAGGUUUUGUACAAUAGACAACAACACUAUGACCCCAGGACAGGGAUUUUCACAUGUAGGAUUCCAGGACUUUAUUACUUUGCUUACCAUGUGCAUGUGAAAGGAACACAUGUUUGGGUUGGUCUAUACAAAAAUGGUUCACCCAUCAUGUAUACCUUUGAUGAGUAUAAGAAAGGAUACCUAGAUCAGGCUUCUGGUAGUGCUGUUGUUGAUCUCAUGGAAAAUGAUCAAGUCUGGUUGCAACUACCCAAUAAUGAGUCAAAUGGCCUGUACUCCUCAGAGUAUGUCCAUUCCUCUUUCUCAGGUUUCUUAUUUGCUCAAAUUUAACAUUAUCCCUCUACAAUAGAGUCAGUCUUAGUAUGUAUAUUUUUUCAUUUCUGUAUGUCCAGCAGAGGCUAGCUACAGAAAGCCCAUAGACAACACUAAACUUCUAACUCAAAAGCUGCAUGAUGUGCAGUUUUUAAUGAAAUUUUAAAGAAUUACAUCAUUCUUCACAAAAUAUUAUCAUAUGUUAAUGCUCCACAUAGAAAUGUGUUCAGUUAGAAAGAUAAUGCACAUGCCCCUACACUGAGAUUUGUUAGUCAUCUGAGAUUAGGUUUUAGGAAAGACCAGAUAAUUUUUCCCUUAUGCAAGCAUCAUAAUUCAUAGAAGUGUACAGGCACAUGCUCUUUCUUCACAAAGAAGUAUUUCCAAUUUCCUUAGGUGCUUCCUGCUUUAACCGACUUACUGCUAAUCUAAUAACAUUGUACAUUUCCAAACUUACCAUGUCAAGCAGAGUUACACUUCUAGGCCCAUGAAAUGCAAUGGAAACCAAAGAGUAACUCUGCUCAGGAUAGCACUGCUAGUAGGUUUAGGACUGCAGUCUAACACAGGUCAUUUGUUCUUGUUUCCAAGGUAGAUUAAAAUUAUUUUCAUUAUUUAAAUUAAUUUCAAGAUAGUAAACCAACACCAUAGCAACCUAAGUUCUUUUUUAUAAAAAAAAAUCAAUGGAGCUAACUCUAAUAGAGACAUAUUUAUGACUUGAGUUGUAAGUGGCAAACUCACUUAUGACAUUUUAUAAUGAUCACUUACUGAACUCAUUGUGAAACUGCUAUAACCGACCAAUAGGAAUAAUUAUCUUACCAUACCAAGUAAUGAACUAAUAAAGCUUUAACAUUUAUAUCAUAAAAUCAAAUCUAUGGUGCUACAGAUUAACUGGAAUGUUCUGAAGAAAAUUGGUUUUGUCAACAGCAGAUUUUGGCAUUAAAAGAAAAGUAUCCCAAAUACUUAAAAAAACCCCUCCUGCCGUACAUAUUAGAACAAAACUGCUAAUCAUGCAAUUUGUUGGAAACAAGUUAUUUUCUGUCCUAACCAAUACUAAGAACCUGAGCAAGAAAAAACAAGGAAUUUUGUUUUAGACUUAAUUUUAUUGACUAAAACUGGCAAUAUAAUCCUAAACAUUUGCAGUGAAUUAUUUGUUUUUAACCCCAGCAUACUAUCAGUUUUGUGGCACUGAACUGACGUGCAAAUGCCUUCACAGGUACUUGCAAAGGUCAUUUAAAAUAUCAGCUUGCUUGUCCCAAUGCAGCUCUUACACACACAAUGGCUAGUGGUCCAGGUGGAAUGUAAAUUCCCAUUCUAAUCACAAGGCAAAUCUAGCAGAUUCAAUGGGACUCAGAUAAGUAUCAACUGGAGGUCAUAUUGAGAUAUGCAGCUAUGUCAAACGAACUGUACAUGCAGAAGCUUGUAUUUCUGUUGCUUGACAAUAGCCAAUCACAUUCAUCAAAUAUAUUAAAACGUAUGAUAUAUUAAAUGUUUAAGGGAUACAAUUUUCACUCUUGUAUGAAUAUAGUUGUUAAAAAAUGUUUCAUUUUAUACAUCAUCCUGAACAGAGACUUGGUGUAUGGAAGAUUAAGAUGCAUCCACUCAGUAAUCUUGACAUAUUUUGUAUUAUUUAAGUUCACUUGUUUAAUCUUAUGGUGCUUUUACAAAUGUUCCACAAUAAGACAGGUUUUAAGUGGGAAAGAAGGCCGCUGAUAUUUUGACUCCCAUGAGUUGUUGUUUUUUGUGAUGUCAUAAUUGUACAUCGUCUUUAUUAUGUUCAUUUGAAACCAGCUUUUUACACUUUGUUCUAAACACUUUUAGCUGUGUUUUCAAAUAAAAAGUGAAACCUC